AUGCUGACGCAAUGGGGUCGAUUUCUUGAUCAUGACUUUACUUUGGCUAUGGAAAGCAGGGACGACAUGGAAUGCAAGAAUAACUGCAAGACGACUAACAGAACAUGCUUCAACAUUCCAAUCAAAAGUAAUGAUCCACAAUUUGGUACGCAGGCUGAAUUUCCAAGAAAAUGUAUUCCAUUAAUUCGAUCGGCACCGUCGCCAGACAGCUGCCACAAUGUUAUCUUCCCUCGUGAGCAAAUCAAAGAGAUCACUUCUUACAUUGAUGCCACUAACGUUUACGGAUCUAACGAAGCACUUGCCGAACGCCUGAGAACAAAAUGAGGCGAAUUUCUGAAAACCAACUUUGAAGGACAAAGUGUACCAUUUGACUUCUGCUGCAAUCCUAAAUCUAAUGAUUCAAAGAAGGAAUGCGUACCCAAUCCUCCAUGCACGGGACCGAUCUGUUUCUGCUUUCUAGCUGGCGAUCGACGAUCUACAGAGCAAACGUUUCCGACGACGAUGCACACUUUGUGGUUGCGCGAGCACAAUCGUAUCGUGUGCGAACUAAAGAAGAUCAACUCAAACUGGGAUCACGAGAGACUCUGUCAGGAAACACGAAAAAUUGUCGGAGCUCUUCAUCAAAGGGUCGUCUACAACUUGGACGGUCCCGAACUACUCGGCCGUGAAGUUUUCAAACGAAUCGUUCCGCGGUAUGUCGCAUAUGACGAGACCGUCAACGCGGGCAUUCUUAACGAAUUUGCGACGGCAGCCUAUCGCAUGGGUCACAGUCAACUGCGUAACACUCUAACUCUCUUCAACAACAACUACGGCCAGAUCGACUCAUUCAGAUUUCGCGACUCAUUUUUCCAAUCUCAUCGUUACCUCCUAAAUCCUGAUGGCACGGUUAGCAACGACAACUUUGAGAAUUUUUUUUGUAGACUUCUCGAGCAAAAGUCUCAAUUCAUCGAUCGCUUCAUGCCGGGAUUAGAUUUGGCGUCACUAAACAUUCAACGUGGACGUGACCACGGAUUGCGCCCAUACAUCGAUUAUCGUACCUAUGCUCUUACUAUCUACAGAAAGCAACUGCCCUUAGUGGGUGUAUUAGAGAGGAGAUACAGCACACUUUGGAAAUAUAAUGAGAUAGAGGGUGGAGUUAUGUCAAUCAACGUUCUCUAA
Corticium candelabrum is the source of this 1158-nucleotide messenger RNA. RefSeq names its product peroxidasin homolog. Gene Ontology annotation, molecular function: peroxidase activity; heme binding. The transcript has 3 exons. Gene Ontology annotation, biological process: response to oxidative stress. NCBI's taxonomy places the organism in Eukaryota, Metazoa, Porifera, Homoscleromorpha, Homosclerophorida, Plakinidae. The record is from RefSeq and is a predicted model, not a curated record.